AUACUUUAAACGUAUUGGUCAACCUUCCUACAGGCCGAUUUGAUCACUUGAAAUUUCGACCAAUGGCAUGCUUGAAAGACGCAAAGUUUCUUCUGCAUAUAUAUUAGUGCGCUUUUAUUGGAACACCGAGUGUAGAUCAAGUGCAUGCUACCGGUGUAUGGUGUUGAUUAAUGUGUUCUGCCGGUGCGUGCUUAUGACGUUGUGUUGUUUACUGCAGUACGGAAAUUCGUUUCAAUAAAUAACAAAUUUCACUUUUGUUGAAGAUUAUGAAGUAUAUUUUAGUAACCGGUGGUGUUAUAAGUGGUGUUGGAAAGGGUGUAAUAGCAAGCUCUUUUGGUACAAUAUUGAAACAUUGCGGUAUUCAAGUAACAUCCAUCAAAAUAGAUCCUUACAUAAAUAUAGAUGCCGGUACUUUUUCACCAUAUGAGCACGGAGAAGUUUACGUGCUUGAUGAUGGAGGAGAAGUAGAUCUAGAUUUAGGGAAUUAUGAACGGUUCCUAGAUAUUAUAUUACAUAAGGAAAAUAAUAUUACUACAGGAAAGAUUUAUCAACAUGUUAUUACGAAAGAAAGACGUGGUGAUUAUUUAGGCAAGACAGUGCAAGUGGUACCGCAUAUUACAGACGCUAUACAAGAAUGGGUUGAAAAAGUUGCUAAUCAGUCUGUAUCUGAAGAUGGUGGUAAACCAGAGGUAUGUAUCGUUGAACUUGGUGGAACAAUUGGAGAUAUCGAAGGGAUGCCAUUUGUAGAAGCUUUCAGACAAUUUCAAUUCAGAGUUAAAAGGGAGAAUUUUUGUUGUGCUCAUGUCUCCUUAGUACCGCAGCCACGUUGUACCGGAGAACCAAAAACUAAACCAACUCAAUCAAGUGUAAGAGAAUUGCGUGGUCUAGGAUUAUCUCCUGAUCUAAUAGUUUGUAGAUCUGAAAAGCCUAUAGGUGAUGCAGUAAAAGAAAAAAUCUCAAGCUUUUGUCAUGUAGGACCAGACCAGGUGAUAACUAUCCAUGACUUAUCAUCUAUAUAUCGUGUACCCCUUCUUCUGGAAAAUCAAGGUGUCAUAGAAUUUCUUAACGACAGAUUACAGUUAAACAUUAGUAUGCCACGUCCUCGUUAUUUUAUGCGUAAGUGGAAGGAUUUGGCUGAUCGAAUCGAUCAUUUAAGAAAAGAUGUAAAUAUCGCUUUAGUAGGAAAAUAUACAAAGUUAGAAGAUUCAUAUGCCUCAAUUAUAAAAGCAUUGCAACAUGCUUCUGUGCAAGUUGGCUAUCGUUUAAAUUUAACAUUUAUAGAAGCUGCUAAUUUAGAAAAUUCUACUAAAGCAGAUAACCCCGUUUUGUAUCAUGAAACUUGGCAGAAGCUUUGCAAGAGCAAUGGUGUGGUAGUUCCUGGUGGUUUUGGCAAGAGAGGCAUAGAAGGAAAAAUGGAAGCAUGUAAAUGGUGUAGAACAAAUGAUGUACCCUUUUUAGGGAUAUGUUUGGGUUUGCAAGUUGCAGUUAUAGAAUUUGCAAGAAACGUUCUAAAUAUAGAAACAGCACAUAGUACAGAAAUUGAUCCAAACACGGAUCAUCCAAUUAUAAUAGAUAUGCCAGAACAUAAUCAAGGCCAAAUGGGUGGAACUAUGAGACUUGGAAAAAGAUAUACACGUUUUAAACCAGAGGAAAAUUCUAUCUUAAAACAAUUAUAUGGAAACAAAAACUAUAUAGAAGAGAGACAUAGACACAGAUAUGAGGUAAAUCCACAAUAUGUUGAAGUUUUAGAAGAGGCAGGAUUAAUAUUUGUGGGUAGAGACGAAGAUAAUGUUCGUAUGGAGAUAGCAGAACUCAAUGGAAAUAAUUAUUAUGUUGCUACGCAAUUUCACCCAGAAUAUUUAUCCAGGCCUUUAAAACCAUCACCUCCUUUCUUAGGUUUAAUUUUGGCUAGUAUUGGUAAAUUAAAACAUUAUUUGGCAAGAGGCUGUAAAUUAUCGCCACGUGAACUCAGUGAUAACGAAUCUGAUACAGAAUAUCCACUUGAAUCAACAAAGUUACAGUCAUCAAGUGAAGCAAGUAAAAGUAAUAGCGUUGUUUCUAGUAACGAUUAGUAGAAGUUUCAAAUACAUUGAUACAAGAUAUGUUUAUAUUAAGUAGGAAAUAUGAGUUUAACUGCAAUAUAAUCUACAUUUUUUAAUAUAUCUUGGUACACAUUUAAAAAAUGUAUAUUAUAUAUUAUAUUCCAAAUUAAUUGUUUAAUAUUGAUUGUGAAAUUAGAACGUUAUAGCACAUAUUAUUAUAUAUACUAUAUUUCUUUCAAUUUUUGUUUGUAAAUUUUAUAUUUAUAGUUUUUCCUAGAGCUGAAACCAAACUGCCCGCACACAAAUUUAUGAAAAAUAUAUUGUUUCACAUUUCUAAUUAUAUCGAUAUACAGGAUGAUCUUAGAAUAGAUAAAAAAUAUAUAGAUCACCCUAUAUAUUAAUUUUAUAAUUUAGUUUCUCUUCUUUGAUAAGAGUAAGAUUUAUAUUAUUUUUCUAUUGAACUAAAAAUAUUAUAUAUUAUUAAAAUUAUUGUUAUGCGCGUUUGUAUGCAAUAAAAGAAAAUUAUAUCAGGUAGAAAAAAGUGCAGAAAGUUGUUUGUGUUUAUCAUAUAUUCAACUUAUAUAACUAUACCUAUAUAGAAAAAUUGAAGAGAGAAAAUUUUAAUAAACUUCAUGUUAUUAUUUAUCAGUA
Messenger RNA from Vespula pensylvanica (western yellowjacket), 2693 nucleotides. RefSeq names its product CTP synthase (gene Ctps). Gene Ontology annotation, molecular function: CTP synthase activity; identical protein binding. The record is from RefSeq and is a predicted model, not a curated record. The transcript has 11 exons. Gene Ontology annotation, cellular component: cytoplasm; cytoophidium. NCBI's taxonomy places the organism in Eukaryota, Metazoa, Arthropoda, Insecta, Hymenoptera, Vespidae. Gene Ontology annotation, biological process: pyrimidine nucleobase biosynthetic process; CTP biosynthetic process. Bases 267 to 2072 code for a protein of 601 amino acids.